AUGCAUAUCCCUACUUUUGGACAGGUUGCCACCAUCGGCAUGGCUUUCUUCGCUGCCGCUGCCUUGGCUGCCCCUAUCGCUGAGCCCCUUGACGCCGACCUCGUCGAGCGAUCCACCGAUCUGGCUGCUCGUGGCGAGGGACUUGCUUUCGCCGGCGCCGUCAGCGCCCUUGAACAGCGCAACAGCAAGAAGAAUUGCAAGCGUACCAACAACAAGGGCUACUGCACCGAUUCCGAUGACGAUAAGAAGGACAAGAAGAAGAAGCAGUGCAAACGCAACAAGAAGGGCGAUUGCUCUGACUCUGACGAUGACAAGAAGGAUAAGAAGAAGAAGCAGUGCAAGCGCAACAAGAAGGGUGACUGCUCCGACGAUGAGAACGAGGUGAAAAAGGGCAACCAGAAGGAUGACAAGAAGAAGAACGACGACAAGAAGGAUGACGAUAAAAAGAAUGAUAACAAGAAGGAUGACGACAAGAAGAAUGACGACAAGAAGAAUGACGAUAAGAAGGAUGAUGACAACAAGAACGGCAAGGACAACAAGAACGGCAAGGACAACAAGAACGGCAAGGACAACAAGAGCGGCUACUACUGA
Colletotrichum acutatum is the source of this 591-nucleotide messenger RNA. RefSeq lists its product as uncharacterized. The record is from RefSeq and is a predicted model, not a curated record. The coding region runs from base 1 to 591 and encodes 196 amino acids. The transcript is spliced from 3 exons. Lineage: Eukaryota; Fungi; Ascomycota; Sordariomycetes; Glomerellales; Glomerellaceae.